AUGCCUGAAGUAGGUUCAUGUACUGACAUAACAUGUGAUAAUGAAAUUAAAGAAUUAUAUCAAUGUCAUUGUUGUUUACGUCCUGUUUGCUUAACUCAUUUGAUUGCACAUGUGGAAAUAACAAAACAAAAUAAACAACGAUUCGAUAGCCUUCGUAGUGAACUAAAUGCAGUUAUAAAUAUACUUAAGCCAAUAGUUGAAGAAAAACUACUUAUUAUAAAAGGCGAACAACACUUGAUUGAACAAGCAAAAACUAUUUUCGAUGCAUCCAAUAGUUCAAUGGAAGAGGAUCAUCAUGUGAAUGAAGAACAAAAGAAACUUGAACGAAAAUCAUGCAGAAAGAUUUCUGAUGAAUGUCCAUUAACAUUUGAUGGAGCAUAUGGUCUUACUCAAGCAACUCAUUCUAUUGAAUUUUGUGAGCAUGACAAAACUUGUCAAAUUGGUUUAUAUCAACAUUUCAUCAAAAAACAUAAAUUAAAAGAAGUUUAUGCUCAACGUUUGAUGCGAGCUGUUGCUGAUAAUAAAGAUUCUAAGACAACAAAAUUAUUUGAUGGAAUUGAAAAUGUAAUCGAUCAUUGUUAUAAAGUGCCAGGUCCUUUUACUAAUGUACUAGUGAACUGA
Molecule: messenger RNA, 621 nt
Organism: Rotaria sp. Silwood1
Lineage: Eukaryota; Metazoa; Rotifera; Eurotatoria; Philodinida; Philodinidae
Source: the annotation of a GenBank genome assembly